Messenger RNA from Pogoniulus pusillus (Red-fronted tinkerbird), 1550 nucleotides. RefSeq names its product chromosome 6 C10orf105 homolog (gene C6H10orf105). The transcript has 2 exons. Lineage: Eukaryota; Metazoa; Chordata; Aves; Piciformes; Lybiidae. The record is from RefSeq and is a predicted model, not a curated record. The coding region runs from base 73 to 489 and encodes 138 amino acids.
GCACGGUGGGAGAAGCGGCAGGGCAGGCGUGCUGGAGGAAAGCCUGCGCUCGGCUGGCCGGUGAGAGGGAAGAUGAGCACAAAGGAUGCUGACAAUGGGACCUCUCCCACUCCACCUCUCCCUUGGCUUCUGGUUUCAACCACUGAGCUGGUCCCACCCAGUCCUGCUCCCUCCAAGGUGGUAGACCCACUGUCCAUCAUCAUCGUGCUUGUCUGCAUCUUCCUCCUCCUGGCAACUUUCCUCAUCUUUGUCAGCCUCUGCAAGCCCGUGGUGCUGGACCAUUCCCACUUUGGGCGUGGGGAGUGCAUGCCACAUCACCCAGCAGAUGCCAGCGAGCCCCAGCUGAGGCUCUGGAAGCGGCUGGGCUCCCUGCGCCGCUCCAUCAGCACUUUCAGAAGGAGCCAGCCUGUGUCCCACAGCCAGCUUGCCCAUCCCAGGAACUUCCCUGCCAGCCAGGACUGGCAUGUCAUGGAGUCCACCAAAAUGUGAUUCCUCUCUGCAGGGUGCUAAGUCAACCCACACUGCUCUUCUGUCCUAGGCUUUGGGUUCAUGCUCAGCUGCCUCCUCAAGCCUGGCAUCCAGGGCAUCCCAGCCGAGCUCAUUUACAUGCAGCAGCUCUGCAAGGUGACAGGAGAUUUUGCUAUUUCAAGUCCCUCAAAGCUUUCCAGGUUGCUGUUUCCUGGCAGAAAAGGUGGAGGCAACCCAACUACACCCACACACAGCUCUCGCCAGGCAUGCCAAAAAAAUAUUGCUGCUUAAUUUCUUCUGGAAAACGUUGUGCAACCUGUGAGGCAGCUGAACAAACAGCCUGGGCAAGAGCAGGAACAACCUGGCUGCCUAACAAAGAACUCCUUGAAGAGGGGCAUCCCAGGGCAAACGUCUCCUCAGGAAGCAAUCCUCAGCUGAGAUUGCCCCCUGAGAUGUGCUCCUGAGUAGGUGGAGGAAGGCUUGUUCCCCUGACUGUGGGUUGCUGUGGGUGAUGCUUGGAAGGAUGCAUGUUCCAGCUGUCUGCUGGAAGCCUGCUUCAAUAAAUGAGCAGCAGGAGCAGGUAAACACGCCUGUAAAGACAGUAAAGAGGCCUUUGGAGGCUUGCAGCCUCUGACAGCUUGGAAAGGCACCACGCAAGGCUGAGCUGCUUGUUUCUGCUGGGAAAGGGUACAACAGCCAGCAGGUGAGCUGAUGUGCUUAAAGGCAAAAGGAGAAGAUGUUUAAUUCUUCAAGGUCUCAAGCUCAUACUACGUUCAGCCAUGGAGCUCACCUCUUUAGGUGAGGUCUCUGUGCCCAGCGAGGUCUCAUGGUGAGCAUCCAAUAAUAUCUCUCUGGGCUUUGUGUGUUUUCUGACCCUUGCAGGGUGCAGCUCUGCAUCAGGACCUCCCUGGCUGCCUGGAACAUUCCCUCACUCCUCCUGGUGUGGAUUGCCAGGUUUUGGACAAGGGGAUGGGAAAACCUUCAAAAUCCCUCAAUGCUGCCACAGGGACAGUGGGAUGAUGUUUGAAGGGGGAGGUAUUCAGUACCAGGUGUUCACUUCUAAAGGUGUAAAUUAAACUAAA